AUGGAGGUUGUUUAUGUUGAAGAGUCUAGUGACGAUGCUGUUGACGAGGAGCUGAUACCAACCCCAGCGAUACUGAGGCUUGAUAAGAUGAGCACGCUGGUCUUCGACCGGGACAACCUCCGUCAGGUCCAGGAUGCGGUAGAUGACCUCUUCGCCAUCUUGUUUGACUUGAUCGCUGAUGAUGAGGGCUGUGCUCGAAACACGCACAAGGAGAUGCUGGACAAGCUCAACGAUGUGGAUAUCAGAAGAUGGUCCAACAUUCGGAGCAAGUUCCUCGAGGAGCCUUAUUACGGAUACGCGGAUGGCGACUUCACCAUCGUGGAGGAGAAGGACUUCGUCAAACUGAUGAUGGAUUUGAUCAACAGUCUUGAAAAGACGAGAUCACAAUUAACAACACAAAUUCAGUGUUACUACGACGUUGCAACAAGCCAGAAGAAAGAGAUCAAGGUAUUGCAAGUUGAGUUGCUCCGCUACCAAGAGGAGAAUAUGGAGAUGAAAUGGAAGAACAGCCAAGAAAAAGCGGAGCUGCUGGCGGUCAAGUCAUCCAUGACUCAGCUGCAGAAGAACCUCAAGGGAAAGCAGGAGGAUAUCAACCAGUUACAGCGGGAUGGGACAGUACAGCUUUGGGAAAAGGAGAAGCAUCGCAUUCUCGAAGCUGCCGACAAAAGGGAGAAGGAGUUGACGGCAGAGGUUGACAGACUGAAGAAGGAAAAUGAGGAUAUGAAGGAAAAGUUUACUAGGAGACUUAUAGAAUCAGAUGACCAGUUCAAGAGAUUAAAGAUGAAGCAGGAAUUGCAGUUGAAGCCGACAAAUGACCAGAAAGACAAAGAGAUGGAUUUGCUCAAUAAGAAGGUGUAUCUACUGGAGAAAGACUUGACGUCUAUGGAACAAGAAUUCUUGAAAUAUCAAAAAUACUAUUGUGCAAUAACACACGGGAUCCAACGAGAUUUCAAAAUCUUAUGUGAGAGGUUCCAAAAGAAAGCCAACCAGGACGAAGUCAGCGGGCCUGACAAACUAACGCGGAGGGAUAUGAGCCGACUCGCAGAGAGGCUGAGCACUAUAUUUGCGUCUAUGAUGCAGGGGCGCCUCCUAUUAAUGCUGGCGGAUCUACCUGAUCACUACCUUAUGCUGGAGAAAGAUAUGAAGCCGGUCUCGGUGCGGAAGUUAUCAUUGGCCUACACGUCCAACAAAAACUCACCAACCAAUCCACCAGGCCACAUACCAGACAAGAGUCCGACCGCCAUUGCACUAGAAAAUGCCGAAAAGAUGUUGAUACGCCGAGAAUCGCGGAAGCACAUGACGCCACGAGAGAGGCGUGCGUCGGUGCAGGAACGACAGACGUCAGCGGAUAAUGGUGCUUCAGAGACGAUAAUAGAAAAAGGACCAGGAGCAGACGACGAACUCCCCUUGGAAGCUCACCCUGAGUUGGUCUACCGGGAGACAAACCGAGUCAAUUUCAUCGCGUGCAUGAGAUAUUUCCCUCAUAUGGGAAGGGAUUACGUUUUUGAUCAGUGGGAACAGUUCCAAAAAUACGAUGCGAAUGGAGAUUACGCCCUUGACCUGACGGAGAUGAUGACGGCUAUGACAUCGACGAUAGGACAGCAGUUUAAUGCUCAACAAAUAAAAGAGGCCAUGAUCGAGGUGGACAUCGACGGGUCAGAUACGAUUGACUUCUACGAAUACCUGACCAUCGCCAACAUGCUAUCACAGAAAACAGGUAAAUCGAAUGUGUUUCGGAGCGAACUUGCGCAGAAACAGGGAAGUCUUGUUUCCCGGACGUGUGCCAUCCAAUGA
Messenger RNA from Lineus longissimus, 1794 nucleotides. RefSeq lists its product as uncharacterized. The transcript has 15 exons. Lineage: Eukaryota; Metazoa; Nemertea; Pilidiophora; Heteronemertea; Lineidae. The record is from RefSeq and is a predicted model, not a curated record. Bases 1 to 1794 code for a protein of 597 amino acids. Gene Ontology annotation, molecular function: calcium ion binding.